AUGGUUACACUUACAACAACAACAAAAGUACCGCAAUCAAUAGAAGAACCAUCCCAGUCCUAUAAUGAUGAACAACAUUCAACUUCUGUUCUUGCAGAUCAUCAUCAUCAAACUAUUGACGAGUCAAAACCACUUGUAUUUAAUGAUGAUGAAAAUUUAAGUAUCAACAGUAAAGAACAAGAAUAUUAUAAUAAUUAUUAUCGACAUCAUCCUAAUCAGGCAACAUGGCCUCAAGUUGUUGAAAAACGAUAUGCAAAACAAUUAGCUCGUGCUCGUAGUUCGGGCAUUAGUGGCAGUGAUAGUCGUCUUUGGGCUAUACCAUAUCGAUUUGGAAAACGAGCUGCUGCUGCUGCUAUGCCCUAUCGAUUUGGUAAACGUGCAGCUGCUAUGCAUUUUCGACUUGGAAAGAAAAAUGCCGCCUUGUAG
Molecule: messenger RNA, 426 nt
Organism: Adineta steineri
Lineage: Eukaryota; Metazoa; Rotifera; Eurotatoria; Adinetida; Adinetidae
Source: the annotation of a GenBank genome assembly